CCGGCGGGAGCAGCGGUGCCGCCCCUGCUGUUUCCCAGAGGAAAUGGGCGGGCUGAGCGCGGGGCGUUCUUUCCCGCGGCUGCCUCUGCGUUGAACGCUUUAGGCUGUUUUCAGAUAGAAAAGUGCCUGGAAACACUCGCUUCGUCGUGUCAGCCCGGUGACCUGGAGUUUUCAGUCGGUGAACAGAACUCUUAUUCCACUGAUACAAACGGAGUGCGUCGAGCAGGAAAGAUGUGAGAUUAAAAGUUAUCCCGAUGUCCCCUCGUUAUCCCGGCUGUCAGGCAUCCCUGGAGCGGGCUCCCGCUUCCAGCCUGCCGUGAGGAAACCUUGUGGAAAUGCUGUUUUCAGUGUUUCCUUGUGGAAAAGCAGCUGCGAUGUCCGGAGCAGCUCCGGACCACCGGGAGAUUUGACCUCCAUCCUAGAGAGGCUGACCUGGAACAGAGACUAGACAGAGCAAAAGAAAGAAUAAAGGCUCAAUGAUGGAUUCACCAGAAGGGGCCACAACUAGAAGUGAGCAGAAAUUCAGAAAAUUCUUAAAAAGUCUCAUAAGAAAGCAGCCUCGGGACCUUCUCCUGGUAAUUGGGACGGGGGUGAGUGCUGCAGUAGCCCCAGGAAUCCCUGCACUCUGUUCCUGGAGAAGCUGCAUCGAGGCUGUCCUUGGAGCAGCUGAGCAGCUGGAGGUGCUGCACCCGGGGGAUGUUGCUGAAUUCCGUAGGAAAGUAACCAAAGAGAGAGACCUGCUUGUGGUUGCACAUGAUCUCAUCAGGAAGAUGUCACCACGUACCGGGGACACGAAGCCCAACUUCUUCCAGGACUGCUUAAUGGAGGUGUUUGAUAAUUUAGAACAACACAUUCAGAACCCUGUGGUCCUGCAAUCCAUCCUGAGGCUCAUGGAGAGAGGCACAAUGGUUCUGACUACAAACUAUGAUAAUUUGCUUGAAAUAUUUGGUCAGCAACAGGGUAAACCUAUGGAAUCUUUAGACCUUAAAGAUAAGGAUAAGGUUCUUCAGUGGGCAAGGGGCCAUGUAAAAUAUGGAGUUCUUCAUAUUCACGGCUUAUAUACAGAUCCCUGUGGAAUGGUGCUUGAUCCCUCAGGAUAUAAAGAUGUUACUCAAGAUCCUGAAGUCAUGGAGGUUCUUCAGAACUUGUACCGAACCAAGUCUUUUUUGUUUUUGGGUUGUGGAGAGACUCUGCGUGACCAGAUAUUCCAAGCUCUUUUUCUUUACACAGUAAAGAACAAAGUGGAUCUAGAACAUUACAUGUUGGUACUUAAAGAAAACGAAGACCACUUUUUUAAGCUCCAGGCAGAUAUGCUGCUGCAUGGAAUAAAAGUGGUGUCCUAUGGGGACUGCUUCCAACAAUUCCCAGAGUAUGUCCAGGAUCUGACUGCUCAAAUCUGCAAACAGAGAAGUCCAGAUGCUGAUCGGGUGGACAGCACAACGCUGUUGGGAACUUCAUGUGUGGACUGUGCUAAAAGGAAGUUAGGAGAAAGCAGCACUGAUUCUCCUAAGAGGAUCAAGCAGCCAGAUGAUAUACCCACUCUAGAAUGAAAAAGCCCCAAGCACCCAAGGCCCACCCCAGAAGCUUUUUAACAGUAGGUGUUUUACAUCUGCUGCAUGGAAAGUUUUGAGCUGGUAU
Messenger RNA from Catharus ustulatus (Swainson's thrush), 1638 nucleotides. RefSeq names its product family with sequence similarity 118 member A (gene SIRAL2). The transcript has 8 exons. NCBI's taxonomy places the organism in Eukaryota, Metazoa, Chordata, Aves, Passeriformes, Turdidae. The record is from RefSeq and is a predicted model, not a curated record. The coding region runs from base 477 to 1550 and encodes 357 amino acids.